AAAGCCCUUCUCUCUCUCUCCUUCUCUAUCUCACACUCACAAAAGUGUCUCCCUUAUUUUCAGGCACUUACAAAAAAUUAAAAUCAAAAAGCCAUUUUUAAGUCGAAAGACAGUCUCUUCCAACCAGAAGCAACUUAACUCAUGUCUUCUCCUUCUUCCUCGUUACUUCUUGUUUCUCUCCUCUCCCUCUUCCUCAACGCCUCACUCGCAGACAAUGAUCGUUACAACACCACGGCGGUCGUGAUAAUGAACCCAACAACACCACCGCCUCUCCCGCCGCCUUCUCCACUUCAACGGCAUAACGUCACUUCCUCUUUCAUGCCCGGAAUCGCCGUAGUCAUCGCUGUCCUCACCGCCGUCUUCUCCCUCACGUUCUUGAUCCUCCUCUACGUCAAACACUGCAAACGACGCAACGGAUACGUCAACGAUACGCAGCGUUUCGCAACGUCAAGAUACUACGGAGGAGGAGGUUACGGUGGAGGCGGAGUAGGGAGGAAAACCUCCGGUAUAGACCGGUCUGUGAUCGAAUCUUUACCGGUUUUCCGGUUUGGUGCACUGAGCGGUCACAAGGAAGGGCUAGAGUGCGCCGUGUGCUUGGCCCGGUUCGAACCGACGGAAGUCUUGAGGCUAUUGCCGAAAUGCAAACACGCUUUCCACGUAGAGUGCGUUGACACGUGGCUAGACGCGCACUCCACUUGCCCGCUUUGCCGUUACCGGGUCGACCCGGAAGAUAUCCUCUUGAUCAGUGAUUGCAACUCGUGGUUCGAGCUCCGUUUAUCUAAUAACCGUCGAGAAGAAUCUAAUAAUAAUAAUAAUACCGGUUCGACCCGGUUUGAUUUCGUGAGUCGUAUCUCCGGUCGGCAUUCAUCGGCCGGAGAACGCGCGAGUCGACUCAACGAAGUUAGAACGUCUUCUUCGUCUAAAUCGAUUCCCAUUUCGAUUAGGAGGUCGCUCGAUAGCUCUCUGAGGAUCAACGACGGCGAGGAGAAAACGGACUCCGUCGCUGUCGCCGUCGGGUGUUUCGAUCGGAAUCAACAGAGGAAAGACGGAUUGUUGCUUAAUUCGAACCGGGAAAGCUUCGAGGCGAGGUUCGAGCACCGGAUAAUAAUCUCCGGCGGGAAUCGAGAUCAGAGAUGGAGCGAGGUGAGGCCGGCUGAUCUUCUCUACCUCCGAUCGGAGAUGAUUCUGAGUGAUUGCCGGAAGCUAGCUGCGGCGGAGGAUGGCAGAGAGGUGAUUGGUGGGAGAAGCGUGUCGGAGUUAACGAGCAUUGAUAGACGGAGGAGAUGGGGAGGAGAGCCGAGACAACGACAAGCCACGGCGGUGAUCUCGAGAUGGCUCGCUUGGUCCCACCGUCCCUCCGCUUCCAGCGCUGUUUAAAUUACUAUAUUUUUUUAGGUCCUUUUAGUUUUGAUUUAUAACAUUUUUGGCCGGAUUAGUUUUGUUUGAUACAGUAACAUUUUGGCCUAAAAUUAAUUUACUCUUUAGCUAUAGAGAAGAGAGGAGGCAAGCCCACAAUGGUUCAGGUAGGGCGAAUUAAAAAAAAUAUCCUGAUUUUUGGAGUUAAGUAUUAUAGAUGCACGAGUGCAAGCAAACACAAAACCUUUUUUUUUUGGUAUUCUUAAUUUUGUGGAAAAUUAUAAGGAAAGGGAAAGGUUUGAGUUUUAAAUUAACGUCUUGGUGUAAUAAAUGGCGAGUAUUGGGGAUCUGAUAGCUAAGUUAAU
This is a messenger RNA of Brassica oleracea var. oleracea, 1721 nucleotides long. RefSeq names its product RING-H2 finger protein ATL43. The transcript has a single exon. NCBI's taxonomy places the organism in Eukaryota, Viridiplantae, Streptophyta, Magnoliopsida, Brassicales, Brassicaceae. The coding region runs from base 142 to 1377 and encodes 411 amino acids. The record is from RefSeq and is a predicted model, not a curated record.